GCUUGCCUGGCUGGUGAUCACCACUAUUCACGAUGAUCACGAUCACGCCCCGUAUCGCUGCCUCAAUCGGGAUUCGGGCUCUGCCCGCUACGAAGAGGCGGGGUGGCUGCCCGAGAAGCGCGUAGCGCAAACACGGCGCUGUUUAUACUGCAUCGAGCUCACAUCUAGCGGCGCGCGGGGGUCCGAGGUACCACAGUCAGAACGCGAGCGCAAUUAAAGGGCCUCUGCGCAUUGGGCAGGCCCGCGGCUAGCUCUCUGCCCUACGCCAUUGCUGCAUGGUAACUCAUCACUCCGAGGUCCAGCGGAUCAGGGGUUUAUCGUCAAGCGCCGAACCAGAUAUCCAGGUACUUGUCUCACGACUGCGUUGGAGCACCUAUGGCUCAAACUUCAAAGUAGGAUCGAUGUUCGUAGCCCUCUCCCUCUUGCCCCCCAAAGGUACCGAGGCCGAAUGCGCGCUGCGCAGGAUUGCGCCAAUGCACUUUCGGAGCUCUAAUCGAGACGUAGCCACUCGAGGUGCGCAGCGAGCGCCGCAAUGCGAUCCUCGUAGCCAGAACAAACGAGUCUGCGGUGCUUUGACUUGCCCCGAAGUUGGGCGCGAUCGACGUCGCGCGGUGAGAAUAAUAUCGUGCGGACUCCCUAGCUUAGAACACUCCGUUCCUCAAAACAUGUCUGCGCCGCGCUUCAGCCUAGAUACCGCGCAGCGGGAGACUCGCUCGUCGCUCUAAAUGGGUGAGAGGGCUUUACGUGUUUGCGCUCCACUCAGUUCAAUAACGAGUACCCCCAGAGUCACUUCUCCCCGCUCGGCACGCCGCACGGACGAGGUGUAAAGCGGUGUGCGCAGUCCUGGGUUUCUUCCCUACUCGCU
Ceraceosorus guamensis is the source of this 865-nucleotide messenger RNA. RefSeq lists its product as hypothetical. The record is from RefSeq and is a predicted model, not a curated record. The coding region runs from base 276 to 725 and encodes 149 amino acids. Lineage: Eukaryota; Fungi; Basidiomycota; Exobasidiomycetes; Ceraceosorales; Ceraceosoraceae. The transcript has a single exon.